AUGACGAGUGCGGGAGAGAAGAGUCUGUCCCUGGCAGAGGUGGCGGGCUUCUCGAGCCUGUUCUGUGUGGUGGGCGUGGUAGGACUGGUGGGUAACGGCUUGGUCAUCUACAUCGUGCUCAGUGACAAGAAGAUGCGAUCCUCUGUCACCAACCUGUUUAUUAUCAAUCUGGCGCUGUCUGAUAGUGUCAUUAUGCUGUUCGGUAUCCCGGAAAUCGUCCAGUUUAUGCUGGACCGCGGCUGGCUGCUGGGUGCCGGACUGUGUAAGCUCGACCGCUUUGUGCUUGUUACCUCUCUCUAUGGCUCAGUCCUAACUCUUGUCGCAGUGUGUAUAGAACGGUAUAUAGCCAUCGUGUACCCCAUCAAAGCCCACAUACUAUGCACAAAACGUCGGGUUCUCCAAAGUAUCGUGUUGAUAUGGAUUUUAGCCGGUCUCUGUGGCUUGCCAACAGCUGUAUACAUCCAGAUCAACACUCACCAGAAGCAGAACGCCGUCGUCUUCUGUACAAUCAUCUUCCCUGACGACCAUAUACGUUACUUUCUCGUAUUCAAAUACCUGGAGCUCCUGUUUUUCUAUCUUUUCCCGAUGGUGAUUCAGAUAUCGUGUUACGUGGUGAUUGGGCGGCGACUUUUUGUCGGCGUUGAGAAGCUUCACGGAAACAAACUGCUAAAGCGGGACGAAGGCGAGGUAGAGGAGAAGAGUUCGCGGGCUAUUCGGGCCCGGAAGGGGGUUGUCAAGAUGCUCAUCGCUUGCGUCCUCGUCUACUUUCUCAGCUACUCACCCCUGCAGGUCAUGCUACUCUACAAUACGUUUGCCCCUGCUCCAUUCCACGAGACAUGGAGCUUUCUGGUAUUCGUCACCACACUGGCUUACAUCAACUCGGCAGCAAAUCCCAUCAUUUAUUGCGUAUUCAGUGAGAACUUCCGGCGGAAGUUCAGCCGACUGAUCGGCUUGCGCAGAUCGGAGGAGGCCACACGACACGCCAUGCUUUCCGCACAGUUCUCCACAGAAUAUAUUUCCAUGUCCAAAGUCAGCAAGUUCAGGUCCCCUCGGUCGUCCCCUAAGGCAUUUAACCCCACGGAAAGCAGUCGAACGUACACCAUGACACAGCCUCAAGUGGACAUUGAUUCAACCGGAUGUAGCCAGUGA
Molecule: messenger RNA, 1149 nt
Organism: Liolophura sinensis
Lineage: Eukaryota; Metazoa; Mollusca; Polyplacophora; Chitonida; Chitonidae
Product: neuropeptide receptor 15-like
Exons: 2
Coding region: 1-1149 (382 amino acids)
Biological process (GO): G protein-coupled receptor signaling pathway
Cellular component (GO): plasma membrane
Molecular function (GO): G protein-coupled receptor activity
Source: RefSeq, a predicted model, not a curated record